CAUGGCUAAACCAGCCUGGUAUCUUAGCAUCUCCAAUUAGUCCAAGUUCAGCUGUGUUGUUCGUGUCCAUCUCGGUCGCUGCGGCUCCUCCGCCCUUCGCAUCUGCCGUGAACCAGAUCCCCUCCCGCUCCGAUUUAGCCUGUCAUGUUGAUGUAUUCCUGAGAGCAUCCAUCUCUGAACCUUGACUCGCCUUGACGGUCCGACUUCCGACGUCCACUCCAUAAUAAAGAGCCGGUGGAUUUGUCUAGAAUUUGAUACCGCCAUAGCUUCCAGCUAAGCUGCCCCCGCAGCACUCAGUCAUGCCGAUUCUUCGCCCAGGUCGGCUGAGAACAAUCCUCUCGGCAACCGGUGCGCUACUACUCAUCUGCACUGUGUAUGUGUAUUGGGCGCCACCUCCGGCCUCAGUAGUUCCCAGUACCGCCUUCGAGGUCCCCCUUACAGAACGCCAGAAUGCCUUUUGGAAAGUCUUGAACCCGAUCCUGCAGGCGCACGCACCGAACAGCCCUACUCCCAAGCGCUUGGCUGAUGUGAGCGCUGUCGGCUUUAAUGCCACCACGACCGACCUUCGGCCCGAUUUGACUACAAUCAGUGAUGGGGAUCUACAGGCGAUGGAAGAGGCGCAUGCGACUUAUGUGAAGGAGUGUCGCAAUUCAGCACGCCUGCGACCAGUGCACACCCCUGGCACGCGGGGUAUAGUGUCGACGGCGGGGGCCUCCUAUUUCCCGGUAUUCUUGUCAUCCUUACGGAUGCUCCGGCGACUGGGAGCAACAUUACCAGUGGAGGUAUAUAUGAAGGACAAGAGUGAAUACGAGAAACAUAUCUGCGAUGAUAUCCUGCCUGGUCUGGGGGCACGCUGCCUUGUUCUUUCGGACGUCGUCGGCAAGGGCGCGAUUGAGCACUACCAACUCAAGAUCUUUGCCGUCCUGUUUUCCUCGUUCGAGGAGGUAAUUUGGAUGGAUGCGGACUGCUUCCCGCUAUAUAAGCCUGAAAUCCUGCUCGAGUCGGAACCGUUUACAUCCAAGGGGUUAGUCACUUGGCCGGACUUUUGGAUCUCCUCGGCGUCUCCGCUCUAUUUCAACAUCUCCCAGCAGGAAAUGCCGGCUUUGUCGGAGCGCGCAUCGUCGGAAGCGGGCGUCUUCCUGGUGAAUAAAAGGACUCACCAGCUGACGUUGCUCCUCGCUGCAUACUACAAUUACUAUGGUCCGUCGCACUAUUUCCGGCUGUUGUCGCAGGGGGCCCCGGGAGAGGGCGAUAAGGAAACCUUUCUUCAUGCCGCAACCGCUGUUGGCGAGCCUUUUUACGCCGUCAGUGAGCGGGUUCAGGCGGUCGGUCACACCAAACCGGGUGGGAUUGCGGGCUCAGCGAUGGUCCAGACCGACCCAGCCGAGGACUUUGCAUUGACCAGUGCGGGGAAAUGGCGCGUGCAAGAUCCUUCGGUGGCCAAGGCUCCUCGUGCUUUCUUCAUUCACGCCAACUACCCCAAGUUCAAUCCGGGCGACAAGGUUUUUGGCAUGAAGUGGGAGACUACGCCGACGCUCCGGCCCGACGGCACGGAUGGACGGGCGUGGCUGGUAGCCGAGUCUACCGUCAAGCGGUUUGGAUACGAUGUUGAGAAGGCCUACUGGGAGGAGAUUAAGAACGUCAGCUGCGACCCUGCAAUCAGCUUUCGGACGUGGGAGAGAAAGGAUGAGAUCUGUGAGCGGGUGCAGAGCUACUGGACGAACGUCUUUGCAGAGCCACAUGAUGACGAUCCUGCAUUUACCGACGACAGUUGAAGUUCUCCAUGGGUGAUGGAGCAGAGUCAUGAAGAUUAUCAUGGGUGUGACUCCAUGCUGUUUAUGAUUGACACGGUUGCUUGCAGCUGUACUGUAUAUACCUCUUGUGUUUCUGAUCAUAUGCUUAUUAUUACCCUGUAUUUUUAUAGACGCCUCAUGGCAUGUUGGCAUAACACAUCACUGUGUUCCAGUUUGAUCAUUGUUCUCACUGCGCGUAUCACUAACAAUCAACCUAAUACUGCAACUGACAACAUGUUUCCGAGUACCAGCCAUAUACGCGCCACCCACAGUUAGUUAUGAGCGGUGCAGUGUUUGUUUACUUUCAAGUCCGAAGGAUGAAG
Molecule: messenger RNA, 2116 nt
Organism: Aspergillus sclerotioniger CBS 115572
Lineage: Eukaryota; Fungi; Ascomycota; Eurotiomycetes; Eurotiales; Aspergillaceae
Product: alpha-mannosyltransferase
Exons: 1
Coding region: 300-1775 (491 amino acids)
Biological process (GO): mannan biosynthetic process
Cellular component (GO): Golgi apparatus
Molecular function (GO): alpha-1,2-mannosyltransferase activity
Source: RefSeq, a predicted model, not a curated record